AGAGUGUCUGGCUGGGUUAGUAGGGUUGGCUGGGGCGGGCAGUAAAUAAAGGGUGGGGCUAAGAGAGGAGGAGGAGGAAAAGCAGGACUGAGAAAGAAGCAAAAGCCCAGCUUGUAUCCCAGUUAACCUGCUGGAGCUCACCCCGCUUGGUCUGAGCGCUGCACCAACUCACCCAGUUCUCUCUCUUCCUUGGUGUCUUCUUCCCCCCUCUCCUCCCCUUUCCUCACUGCACCCUGCACCCUCUACCCAUCACUUCUGCAUCUGACCAGAGGACGAAUGAGUGAGACGUUCCAGCAAAUCGAGGUAGCAACUUUCCUCAGCUGGUCUCUGGGCUCCCGGAGCGGGAACGUGCCGAUUCUUGGAGGUAUGCGGCCCAUGGAGGAGGAGGAGGACGAGCAGUGAUGGGCUAACGACCGGUGCAAGAAGCCCCAAGCAGCUCAGCCACCUAAGCCCCUUCCACAGCUCCACGCGUGUUCUCUCCAGCUAGCUCUCCCGAGAGCUGAGAGCGCGCGGGGUGCAGACUCGGAGCAUCCAGGGAGAAUGAGGCGGGGACCCAGCCCAAGUUGGGUGCAUCUUACGGGCGUGAGGCCACGACUGUGUCUCGGCAUGAAUUAAGAAGCUUGGAAGAUGGAGCGCGGCACAGUCCUCAUCCAGCCCGGGCUCUGGACCAGGGACACCAGCUGGACACUCCUCUAUUUCCUGUGCUACAUCCUCCCUCAGACCGCCCCGCAAGUGCUAAGGAUCGGAGGGAUUUUUGAAACUGUGGAAAAUGAACCCGUUAACGUUGAAGAAUUAGCUUUCAAGUUUGCAGUCACCAGUAUUAACCGAAACCGAACCUUGAUGCCUAACACCACAUUAACCUAUGACAUCCAGAGAAUUAAUCUUUUUGAUAGUUUUGAAGCCUCCCGGAGAGCGUGCGACCAGCUGGCCCUUGGUGUGGCUGCACUCUUUGGCCCUUCCCACAGCUCUUCUGUCAGUGCUGUGCAGUCUAUUUGCAAUGCUCUAGAAGUUCCACACAUUCAGACUCGAUGGAAACACCCUUCUGUGGACAACAGAGACCUAUUUUACAUCAACCUCUUCCCAGACUAUGCAGCUAUCAGCCGGGCAGUCCUGGAUCUGGUCCUCUAUUACAACUGGAAGACAGUCACUGUGGUGUAUGAAGACAGCACAGGUCUAAUUCGUCUGCAAGAGCUCAUCAAAGCUCCCUCCAGAUACAACAUUAAAAUCAAAAUCCGCCAGCUGCCCUCUGGGAAUAAAGAUGCCAAGCCUCUGCUCAAGGAGAUGAAGAAAGGCAAAGAGUUCUAUGUGAUAUUUGAUUGUUCACAUGAAACGGCUGCUGAAAUCCUUAAGCAGAUUUUGUUUAUGGGUAUGAUGACUGAAUACUAUCACUACUUCUUCACAACCCUGGACUUGUUUGCCUUAGAUCUGGAACUCUACAGGUACAGUGGUGUAAAUAUGACUGGGUUUCGGUUGCUGAACAUCGACAACCCCCAUGUGUCAUCCAUCAUCGAGAAGUGGUCCAUGGAGAGGCUGCAGGCCCCGCCCAGGCCUGAAACUGGUCUUCUGGAUGGCAUGAUGACAACUGAAGCAGCUCUGAUGUAUGAUGCUGUGUACAUGGUAGCCAUUGCCUCCCACCGUGCCUCACAGCUGACUGUCAGCUCCCUACAGUGCCAUCGACACAAGCCAUGGCGCCUUGGACCCAGAUUCAUGAACCUGAUCAAAGAGGCUCGGUGGGAUGGCUUGACUGGACGUAUCACCUUCAAUAAGACCGAUGGCUUGAGAAAAGAUUUUGACCUGGACAUUAUCAGUCUCAAAGAGGAAGGAACUGAAAAGAUUGGGAUUUGGAACUCCAACAGCGGGCUGAACAUGACGGAUGGCAGCAGAGAAAGGUCCAACAAUAUCACUGAUUCGCUGGCCAACCGAACACUCAUUGUCACCACUAUUUUGGAAGAGCCCUAUGUGAUGUACAGGAAAUCCGAUAAGCCCCUGUAUGGAAAUGACAGAUUUGAAGGAUAUUGCCUGGAUCUGCUGAAAGAACUGUCAAAUAUCCUGGGUUUCCUUUACGAUGUUAAACUAGUCCCCGACGGCAAAUAUGGAGCCCAAAAUGACAAAGGAGAGUGGAAUGGGAUGGUUAAAGAACUCAUCGACCAUAGAGCUGACCUCGCAGUGGCUCCCCUGACCAUCACUUACGUCCGGGAGAAAGCCAUAGACUUCUCCAAGCCCUUCAUGACCCUGGGCAUUAGCAUUCUUUACCGGAAGCCAAACGGAACCAACCCAGGCGUCUUCUCCUUCCUCAACCCCCUGUCUCCAGACAUUUGGAUGUAUGUGCUGCUUGCCUGCUUAGGAGUCAGUUGUGUACUCUUUGUAAUCGCAAGGUUUACACCCUACGAGUGGUAUAACCCCCACCCAUGCAACCCCGACUCAGACGUGGUGGAAAACAAUUUCACUUUGCUAAAUAGUUUCUGGUUUGGAGUUGGAGCUCUCAUGCAGCAAGGGUCAGAACUGAUGCCCAAAGCUCUAUCAACCAGAAUAGUCGGUGGAAUAUGGUGGUUUUUCACCCUAAUCAUCAUCUCAUCCUACACUGCCAACCUCGCUGCCUUCUUGACAGUAGAGAGGAUGGAAUCCCCCAUCGAUUCCGCAGAUGACCUGGCCAAACAAACCAAGAUAGAGUAUGGGGCAGUGAGAGAUGGUUCAACAAUGACCUUCUUCAAGAAAUCAAAGAUAUCCACCUAUGAGAAAAUGUGGGCUUUUAUGAGCAGUAGACAGCAAAGCGCACUGGUUAAAAACAGCGAUGAGGGGAUCCAAAGGGUGCUCACCACUGACUACGCCCUGCUGAUGGAGUCCACCAGCAUUGAGUACGUGACGCAGAGGAACUGCAACCUCACCCAGAUUGGGGGCCUCAUAGACUCCAAAGGUUAUGGAGUGGGAACGCCUAUCGGCUCUCCUUACCGAGAUAAAAUUACAAUUGCCAUUCUUCAACUACAAGAAGAAGGGAAGCUGCAUAUGAUGAAAGAGAAAUGGUGGAGGGGAAAUGGCUGCCCUGAAGAAGACAGUAAAGAAGCCAGUGCUCUGGGAGUGGAAAAUAUUGGGGGCAUCUUCAUUGUUCUGGCUGCAGGACUUGUCCUUUCUGUAUUUGUAGCCAUUGGAGAAUUUAUAUACAAAUCACGGAAGAACAAUGACAUUGAGCAGGCUUUUUGUUUCUUUUAUGGACUGCAGUGUAAACAAACCCAUCCGACCAACUCCACUUCUGGGACUACUUUAUCUACCGAUGUAGAGUGUGGCAAAUUAUUACGAGAGGAAAAGGGGAUUCGGACACAGUCCUCAGUCCAUACUGUAUAACUGAGGUUUUUAAAAGCUGUUUCCAGUAGAACUGCUUGUAAUGAGUGUCGCUUGUACCUGCAUCUAUGAAGCAGAAGUUGCUAUCAUGCCCUUUCCCUUUAUAUUAGCAAAAUGUACAAACACGAAUCUAGGUACCCUGGACAGGCCUCUGGAACAGACGUGCACUAUAUACUGACGCAGGGUUUUUUAUGGGAAUGUAGACUCAUGGAUGUAUGUAUACACAUAUACACACACAUAUAGAUGAAAUGAUUCUGUCCAAAAUUGCCAUCUUGUGCUUCUUUUAUGCAUUAAGAAUAAAUGACCCUUUCUUCAUAAGCAAAAAUUGAGACACACAACAGGGCAAGGCAUGGGUAAAUGCUAAUUCUUUGCCCUUCUUUUCAUCUUUGUGAGCUUUCUUUCCUCCUCUUUACCGCUUCCUGUCUCCUGUGUUCUCUAGACCUACAUUUUUCAAAUUUUCUGUAGCUAUGCCUUUUCAAUAAGUAUACACGUAACUCUAUAACACUGUUUAAUUUUCUAUUAAAUUGGUCCGAAAAGUUUAAAUGCAUUAUUUACCCAAAACCUGGAAGGUGCCUCAGCUCUUAAAGAUUCCGAAACCACCUCUGAAAGAGCAAUGGUCGAACGUGAAGGCAAAAGGGGAUUACCGAAUGUGAACCUCACUCAGGGAUGUGAGGCUCAGUCAAAAGUGAUUCCUGGAUAGAAACUCAGCAACAUCAGGCGUUCAAAAAGCAGUUAGCAGCUAUCUGUAGGUAUAGAGCCACAAACAACCUGAUUUGCUUCCAAGCCAUAUAUUAUUUCCUUGAAGAGCCAAGCAGAGUCCUAAACUAUGAAUUAAUUCUUACCAUCUUCUGUUUGCCGCUCAGCCACACUCACUCUUUGCAAUGAUGAAUAUCUUUUCAUGCAAUGUUACUGCAUUUCCUUCCCACACAGCAAAGACAGCAUAGUUCUUCUUGAAGCCAUCCUUUAUGAGCCUUGCCAAAUUCACAUUCGUUUCCCUGGACCCAUCACCAUUAUUAAUUCAUUCUAACUGUGCUGUGGAGAAGGGCAUGGGGGAGAAAAUAAAUACCAGAGAGAAUUUCCAUUUGCAUUAGUUACAGAUCUCCGCAGAUUUAUUUUCUACCUGCAUUCAAAGUGAACAAACCCCACACUAACUCAGCUUAGUGACACAAAAAGCCAAUGGCAUGCUUAAUUUGGUGUGACAGAGAAUGUCUGCUGUUUGCACUGAGUUCAUUUCCCCUUUGCAGAGAGUAGGGAAACUGAACUGCCUUUCAUCUCCUCUCAAUAUGCCAUCAGUUGGUCUUUGUUCUCUGUCUGGAGAGUACAUGACAUGUCAAGUGAUCCCCUAGAACACAUUCCAGGGAAGGGAGUUUCUGGCCUCUGGGCAAUCAUGGUGCAUGACCUUCUUGCUUAGCUUUAAAUGGGUUCUAGGACUUUACUCACAACUCCUUCUAAUCAACUUCAUAGUUCCUCAGUAAAGCAUGAUCAGAAAAUUUCACUGCUGCACUGGUGGUUUCUCAGCAUUGUUCUUUAAAUAAAUGAGCUCUUAUGAAAAUAUCUAAAAAAGUAUAUUACUACUUAUUUGCUGUUAUUAAAGUAGUAAAAAGCUACUGUGUGUCUCUGAUCAGAAGUCACAAUAUCAGAAUCAAUAGAAUCACAUUGCCAGGCAGAAUAAAGGCCACAUUACUCUUACUUUUUUGACAUUGUUUCAAUAUACAGAAUCCACAAACAACUUAAGUUUAUUUCCCAAAAUCUAUUUAAUAUACCAAAGUGGCUACAAAAAUUUUCUGAGUGAUGUAUGAUACAGAAAACUCAGGCUGGCAAUAACUAGCAAAAUUCACCUUUCUGCACAGACCAUCCUUAAGGGAUGAAUAAAAAAGUAAUUUUCUUCAAAAGUUAAUAUGAUGAGGGCUUGGGCUUAGCUUGGUUGGAGAGUGCUUACCUAACAUGCAUGAAGCCUGUGAAGCUUCUCAAUCCCAAUUAUGCACAAAACUAUGUGUGGCAGCACAAGUCCGUAAUCCCAGCACUCAAGAAGUGGAGGCAGGGGAAUUAGAAAUCCAUGAUCAAUCUCUAUUACAUAUUGCGUUUAAAGGAAGCCUGGGUAACAUGAGAUCCUGUCUCAAAAAACAAACAAACAAACAAAUGGCAUUUUGGUGUUCUUUUAGACUGUAUGCUACCUAAUUCUUAUAUUUACGUAGUAGUUUAUGCUUUUCAAAAUGUUUAUACUACAUUACGUUUGAUCCUUUCAGCAAUUUUAAUUCAGCUUUUUAAAUCAAAAAUAACAGAUGUUAGAGUACAGAAGCUUGAGACAUGACAUUAAUGUUAAAAGAGAAUUUAUAAAUUAGGCAGAUUCAGGUUCAAGCACAGCCAUGUGUGCAGUCGGUGUAGGCCAGUUACUAACAUUUUCCAGCUUCAGUUUUCUAACAUCUAACCCUGGGAAGUUACUUUCUAGAGCACAAGAUUGCUUUGAAGAAGUAUUUUUCAAAAUAGGUGCCACUGUAGAGUGCUUAAUUUAGUGUUCAUAGUUAAAUAACUCAAAGGGUAGCACACUCAACAUUCCCUUACCACAUGGUACUUUAGUAUAUGUAAUAUGGUGUCAUGGAUGGAGAAUUUCCAUCCUAUUCUGUAUCUCUCAAACCCUUAGGUCAUAGCGUUCUUUUUAAAAAUCUCCUGAUAAGACCAAAGUCACGCAGAUGAUACUUUCUACAUCUACCAUAAGAAUUAAAUGAAAUAAUAACAUGACAUAAAAAACAAAAAAUAAACACCGGUCAUCAAAUAUUGUAUCCUAUAGAAAAAUUAAAUGUUUCUGUGUGGUCACCUGAGCAGUGCAAAAAUAAGUUCAGCAUCUUCACACCAACCCAGAUUUAGAAAAUGGGAUUAUAAACACAGAGAUUCAAACUCUGUCCAAUUUUUCCUGCACAUGGAUUAAAAGUGGAAGGAAAAGUCACUAUACUCACGUGAGGGGUCUGAAUCGGUGAGAUUGAGGACUUACAGCAGGAGCUCUGCCUUCUCUCCAGACAUUUUUAGUGUAAAGUUAGGGUGAGUCAACUCGAAUAAUUUGAGAUGUUGAGUUGAUUCUAAUAGUCAGAAAGGGUUAGGACUCAGCAACCUAAGCACUAGUUUAUCCAUGUAAUUGCAAAAAUAGAACCAGUAAUGCUAAGUGAUAGAUUAUAGAUUAUAGAUGAUGAUGAUAAUGAUGAUGAUGAAGGAGAUAGAUAGAUAGAUAGAUAGAUAGAUAGAUAGAUAGAUAGAUAGAUGAUUGAGAGAUAGAUAAAUGAUUGAUGAAUAGAUAGAUGAUAAACAGACAGACAGACAGAUACAGAGAGAGAUAAUAUGUUUGGCAUCUGAUCUACAAUGGACCCUUUAAAAGGAGGCUCCAAGAAGAAAUCGCAUGUCUUUAAGACAGAAAAUUCAUUAUAUUCAAUUGAUAAUCUCAACAUUCACUGGAAAAACAUAGAUUUACUCCUACUAAAAAUCAUCAGGUAAGUAGUUUGCUGCUGCUUUAGGCCUUCACAAGAUUUUUUAUACUUUCUUCUUUUGUCAGCCUUCAGACAAUCAGUUUUUGUUCCCAUGGAAAUAACUGCUAGGACCCAUUGACCUCUGCAGGGUCCAUUGCAUUUCAAGUGAAAUUUAGACCAAAAACCAUCAGACUGUGUUUACAUCAUUAGUUUAGAGA
Molecule: messenger RNA, 7009 nt
Organism: Meriones unguiculatus (Mongolian gerbil)
Lineage: Eukaryota; Metazoa; Chordata; Mammalia; Rodentia; Muridae
Gene: Grik1
Product: glutamate ionotropic receptor kainate type subunit 1
Exons: 16
Coding region: 628-3339 (903 amino acids)
Biological process (GO): monoatomic ion transport; synaptic transmission, glutamatergic; modulation of chemical synaptic transmission
Cellular component (GO): presynaptic membrane; plasma membrane; postsynaptic membrane
Molecular function (GO): kainate selective glutamate receptor activity; transmitter-gated monoatomic ion channel activity involved in regulation of postsynaptic membrane potential
Source: RefSeq, a predicted model, not a curated record